AUGGCUGCCGGGGUCUGGAAGGUCUGUCCCCCUGUAGAGACGAUCCACCAGACCACGGAUCUGAAGGAUGGCUUCCCGGGAUCCUGGCCCCCAACGCCCGGCCAGGCUCUUGGGAAAGCUCAGGAUGUGGGUACCACCGUCUACCCAGCUAGACAGCCGGGGAGAAACCGCCUGGUGGAGACUGCCACCCAACCUGGGCCCGGAGCCAGCCUCCCAACCCUGGGGCCCUGCCCGUUCCCGAAGCAGCCCGAGGGCUCCAACAGCCAUGGGGCUCUGGUAUGGACGGCAGCCUCUGGCCUCCUGCUCUUCCUGGGGCUGCAUGUAGGGGCCUGGCCUGGCCUGAGGCCUCCCCAACGUCCCUGUGUGUAGUGCUGCCGCCCUGCCCGGCCCCCUGCUGUCCCCCACCGCACUGGGGAGCCGUGGGGGCUGCUGCCCCGCGUGCAUCCCACUGUGGACAUCUCCAUCCUCAAAGGUGAGAAGGGCGAACCAGGGGUCACUGGUCCCUCCGGCAGCAGCGGGAAGGAGGGUCUGCCAGGCGCCCAUGGCCUCCAGGGCCACAAAGGCCAGAAGGGGCAGGCAGGGCCACCGGGCUCCCUGUGUCCACGCACCUGCGCGGCCUUCUCGGUGGGCCAGCGGGAGGGCCUGCCCAGCACUGACCGCUUCCAGGCCGUGCCCUUUGACGCAGAGCUGGUGAACCUGGAAAGCCUUUACCUGCCAUCCGGCCGCUUCCUGCAUGCUGUGCCGGGCGUCUACUUCCUGAGCCUCAGCGUGCGCACGUGCAACCAAGAGACCUACCUGCACAUCAUGUGCCACGGGCGGGCCGCUGCUGUGCCGUACGCCAGCCCAGGGAGCACAGCGUCACACAGACCCAGGCUGCUGCUGCCACUGGCCACUGGCGACGCCGUCUGGGUGCGCGUGUUCCAGUGUGACCGCAGCAACGCCAUCUAUGGUGAGCACAGCGAUCUCUGCAUCACCUUCAGCAGCCACCUGGUCAAGCCGGCCACGGAGCUCUAG
Molecule: messenger RNA, 1014 nt
Organism: Neogale vison (American mink)
Lineage: Eukaryota; Metazoa; Chordata; Mammalia; Carnivora; Mustelidae
Gene: C1QTNF8
Product: C1q and TNF related 8
Molecular function (GO): protein binding
Source: RefSeq, a predicted model, not a curated record